AUGAAAUCCAUCAACCUUUUCCUUGUGACAUUGCUAAUUAUGGCUUUGGCCAUUGCACUAUCAUCAUCAAUAUCUUCUGCAAUGGAAGAACCAAACUCUAAUAUUCAAGGAACAAGUCACUUCAUCCUUUCCCGAAAACAAAACAGAAUCUCUCUAACAUGUGAUAAAUACCCCAAGAUUUGUCAUGUCAAAGGUAGUGCAGGCUCAGAUUGCUGCAAUAACCGAUGUGUCAAUUUUACCAUAGACAUGCUUAAUUGUGGGAGGUGUGGAAAGAAAUGUAGCUUUCCAAAGAUAUGCUGUGAAGGUAAGUGCGUGAAUCCUAGGAGUAACGAGAAGCAUUGUGGGAAAUGUGGUAACAAAUGUGACAAUAGAGGCUCUUGUGUUUAUGGAAUGUGCAGUUAUGCCUAG
This is a messenger RNA of Vicia faba (fava bean), 408 nucleotides long. NCBI's taxonomy places the organism in Eukaryota, Viridiplantae, Streptophyta, Magnoliopsida, Fabales, Fabaceae. The record is from the annotation of a GenBank genome assembly.